Messenger RNA from Rhea pennata, 645 nucleotides. RefSeq names its product NHP2 ribonucleoprotein (gene NHP2). The record is from RefSeq and is a predicted model, not a curated record. Gene Ontology annotation, cellular component: cytosolic large ribosomal subunit; box H/ACA snoRNP complex; nucleolus. Gene Ontology annotation, molecular function: box H/ACA snoRNA binding. Gene Ontology annotation, biological process: maturation of LSU-rRNA; snRNA pseudouridine synthesis; rRNA pseudouridine synthesis. Lineage: Eukaryota; Metazoa; Chordata; Aves; Rheiformes; Rheidae. The transcript has 4 exons. The coding region runs from base 46 to 498 and encodes 150 amino acids.
CGUGACCCCGGAAGGGGAAGCGGCGGCGGCGCGUGCGGCGCGGCCAUGGCGCGGGAGAAGCAGCCCGAGGCGGCGGCGGAGGCGGAGUCCGCCCCGGAGCGCUCGUACCGGGAGCAGCUGGGCAACCUGAACCCCAUCGCGCAGCCGCUCGCCUCCCGCAAGCUCACGCGCAAGCUCUACAAGUGCAUCAAGAAAGCGGCCAAGCACAAGCAGAUCCGUCGCGGCGUGAAGGAGGUGCAGAAGUUUAUCAACAAGGGCGAGAAGGGGAUCAUGGUGCUGGCCGGCGACACGCUGCCCAUCGAGGUGUACUGCCACAUCCCCAUCAUGUGCGAAGACAGGAGCCUCCCCUACGCGUACGUCCCCUCCAAAUCGGACCUGGGUGCUGCCGCUGGCUCGAAGCGCCCGACCUGUGUCAUCAUGAUCAAGCCACACGAGGAGUACCAGGAGGCCUACGACGAGUGCCUGGAGGAGGUGGAGGCCCUUCCCCUCCCGCUGUGAGGGGCCGGACAGGACUGGCAGCACCCGAGGGUGCGCGGGGCGGCCGGCCGGGCCCCUGGCCCUGCCACAACCCGCAGGGCUGGGUGCCAGCCGAGGUGGUUGUGGGCGCGCUGCCGAGAGGGCGUCGCGGGGCGGGGCGGGGGGAUG